Molecule: messenger RNA, 1200 nt
Organism: Penicillium riverlandense
Lineage: Eukaryota; Fungi; Ascomycota; Eurotiomycetes; Eurotiales; Aspergillaceae
Product: putative DNA repair protein Rad1
Exons: 1
Coding region: 1-1200 (399 amino acids)
Biological process (GO): DNA repair; DNA damage checkpoint signaling
Cellular component (GO): checkpoint clamp complex
Source: RefSeq, a predicted model, not a curated record
AUGGAGCCCCUUUUUGCCGGUGUCUCUAACAAUGCCCACCAUCUCUACACUCUACUCUCCUGCAUUGGCUUCGCCUCCAAAGCCACCGUCCAGAUCACCCCCGGUGGACUCCGGUUCUCUGUGGAAGAAGCCCGUGUCAUCCAGGGCCUCGCAUUCCUCGACAAGUCCCUUUUCACCAGCUACACAUUCAACAACCCGCCGACAGACAACACGCACUCCGACCAAAAUGGAGACGACGACGACAGUAGCUCCUCCGAUAACUCCAACUGGCCACACUUCGUGGUCUCCCUCUCCGCCAUCCUCGAAACCCUCAAGAUCUUCGGUCUAAACGAGCUCUCCGAGUCCGAUCCCUCUGGAUACACACGCACACAGCACAACAACACCGCGUCUUCAAGCGCAUUCAACGCCCCGGCCCUACUCCUGGACCGCACCUGCACCCUGCAAUACGCGCAGCACGGCGCCCCGCUGAGCAUAACCCUCACCGAAGCCGGCGUAGUAACAACCUGCGAGCUAAACACCUACGAGCCCGACGAAGACUACGCCGACAUCCCACUCCAGCGCGACGCCAUCAUCAUGAAAAUCAUCAUGCGCUCGACCUGGCUGCACAACGCCAUCGCCGAGCUCGACUCCAGCACCCCCACCAUUCUCAAGCUCUCUGCGUGCGCCACGCGUGAGCCGUACUUCGCGCUCUCGGGCGCGGGCGGUCCAUUCAGUGAAUCCACGGUGGAAUUCUCCAUCGACACACAUAAUGAAAUCACCGGUGGAGCACUAGGUCAAAGCCAGGGCGGCCAGCUGCAGUCGCAGACACAGGCACAUCACAAGAUCCUCGCAGACGACGGCUCGGCCCGUCCGCGCGCAACGCGAGCGAAGCUUGCUCCCACCGUCACCGAGACGUUCCUGGUUUCUCCGCCGUCAGCUAUGGGCGAACGGAUUCAGCAGAGCUAUCGGUUUGCACUGGUGCGCAAAGCUGCGCGCGCGAUGGCUGUUGCGAACAAAGUCAGUAUUCGGGGUGACCGGCAGGGCGUGCUGAGUCUGCAGUUUAUGAUUGAACUCGAUGAGCAGGGUGUUGCUGCGGGGAGAUCUGUCGGGGCUGGAGUUAAGACGGCUGCUGUUGGGACGGUGUGUUUCGUGGACUUUCGGUUUGUGCCGUUAUUGGAUGAGGAGGAUGCCGAGGAAGAUGUGCUGAUGGCUGGGGAGUAG